Molecule: messenger RNA, 984 nt
Organism: Cylicostephanus goldi
Lineage: Eukaryota; Metazoa; Nematoda; Chromadorea; Rhabditida; Strongylidae
Source: the annotation of a GenBank genome assembly
AUGCAUCCUGCACCACCAUCUACACAAACAGAGCACGCGUCCACUUCUGUUCCACCUACAGCUUCAUCACACGCUCCUAACACUGCAGAGCCUAACACUUCACACCCUGCACCCACUUCUUCUCAGCACGUUUCUGUUCCUGUAUUGACUGAGUUCAAAUCAGAAGAAUCUGCUCUAGAACCGGCAAUUGCAGUAUUGGCAGAACGCCCCGAAAAAAGUGAAAAUACCCCUAUCACAGGUCCAGUCACUCCGCACGUUGCCUCUAGCCUAAGUUACUCGGCUAAAGGAGAAAUUCCUGCAGCAGCAGUCACAGUUUCUCCAGCACCUCCUCCACCAGCACCUGCUCCAUCUACACAAGUGGCGUCUGUCUCAGUUCCAGCACCGUCUUCCAACAUAGAAGAGGUAGAGCCAGCUCCUGUAGUACCUGCAUUCGUACAGCAGCCUGACACAUCGGGUGAGAGCACUUACUCAAAUCUCGAGGAGGAUCAUGCAGAACCAGAAGGUCCAAUUGUCUCGGCAUCAGGUCAGACAUCUGCUUUCAAACAGGAACCUGCAGCAGAGAUAACGAAUAACGUGGAUGUCAUGGAAGGAGGUAUCGCACCUCCAGUACCAACAUCAAACUCAGCAUCAAGUUUCGUCACAUCAUCGAUCUCCCAUGUGAAUAUGGGCAGCAGUUUACCUAGUCCCAGCGGUUAUGAGAGUAGCUCUGGUGGCUCCUUCGGUUCCCCACCACCUUACUCUUCGACAGCCGAAAUUACCCCAGCGCCGGCUCCUGCUCCCACUCCUGCUCCUGCUCCCGCUCCCGCUCCUGUUCCUGUUCCUGCCCCAUCAUCUUCGCAGAGUUUCACUUCUAUUUCAGAGGAAUAUGAGAGUCCUGCGCCUGCACCAUCCGUCACGAGUGAAGCAGCCGUCGGAGCGCCUCAAUACAUCAAUGCUUCUCCUUCUCCAUCAACUGGACUUUAUAAAGGAACUUCGCAGCAGGUG